Molecule: messenger RNA, 2913 nt
Organism: Suhomyces tanzawaensis NRRL Y-17324
Lineage: Eukaryota; Fungi; Ascomycota; Pichiomycetes; Serinales; Debaryomycetaceae
Exons: 2
Biological process (GO): GPI anchor metabolic process; endoplasmic reticulum to Golgi vesicle-mediated transport
Cellular component (GO): endoplasmic reticulum
Molecular function (GO): phosphatidylinositol deacylase activity
Source: RefSeq, a predicted model, not a curated record
UUGUACACUCGGGCCCUCCCGGGAGCAGAUUCUCCUGGUUGUCGCCCAGUAUGGAUGUACCCAUCCUAUGCCAGGAUUACAGGCUUUGACGAAACCCACACCAAGUUUGCUUCCAAGUACUCGUUAUACCUCUACAGAGAGCAGGGAGUGGAUCGCAUUCCCGAGGAGAGCCCGGACAGAGAAUUCAAGCUAGACGGAGUCCCAGUUCUCUUUAUCCCUGGAAAUGCUGGAAGCUACAGGCAGGCCAGAUCCGUUGCAUCGGAAUCGGCUAACCUAUACUUCGACGAAUACACCCACGAGUGGAGCCACUUGAACCCGACUGCCAGGAACCUAGAUGUCUUCACUGCCGAUUUCAACGAGGACUUCACUGCAUUCCACGGAAGAACAAUGCUUGACCAGGCAGAGUACCUCAACGAGGCCGUCAAGUUCAUCCUUGACUUGUACGCUGUGACUCCGAAUCCCCCCAAGUCUGUGAUCGUGGUGGGCCAUUCCAUGGGUGGUGUUGUGUCUAGAAUCAUGGUAUCACUUCCUAAUUUCUUGCCUGAAUCCAUCAAUACAAUUAUCACAUUGGCAUCUCCUCACGCUGCAGCACCAUUGACAUUCGACGGUGAUUUGCUCCGGAUUUAUUCCGCUGUUGAUCGUUUUUGGUACGACGGGUACCACUCCAACUCGUCCAUCGCAACCUCAAGGUUAUCCAAUUUGUCGUUGAUAUCAAUUACCGGUGGCUUGCUGGACUCAACUUUACCGGCGGACUACACUACUUUGGGAUACUUGGUUCCACCCACCAAUGGGUUUACUGUUUAUACCACAGGAAUACCGCUGGUAUGGACUCCAAUAGAUCAUUUGGCAAUUGUGUGGUGCAGCCAGUUGCGUAGAAAAUUGGCAAGAGUAUUGUUGGAGAUUGUCGAUGUUAACCUGCCAUCGAGAACUUUGUCUUUACCAAGAAGGAUGUCAGUUUUCAAGCAACACCUCUUGACUGGGUUCGAAGACUAUGCAUCACAAGACUCAAUAGCUCAGACUGGUGAACACAAUAUAAACAUUAAGUUGGAUAGACAACAAAUCGAAAUAUUAGGAGCUGGUGGGGCAGGUUUAAAAUUAUAUGGAAAGGACAAACCAGAUUCAUCCGAGUCCAAGAUGAGUUUAUUUCAAAUUCCCAAGAAAGACGGCGAGAAUUUCGAGUUUUCCUUGUUAAGCUCAGCGCCCCUUAGUCCUUGGGACCCUUCGAACCCCAAUUUGUCUAUAUUACUUUGUUCCAACGUACCAAAUGGAGAUCAUCGAGAGGGGGUUGACGACUUUACAAGUGAGAACACUAAUGAAACAUUGCAAUUGAGCUGCGUCGAUAUACAUCAGGAUGCGCGUAUAGUUCCAAGGUCUAAUAGUGAUAGCAACUCAUUGAUGGACUCCUCUUUCGACGGAGAAAAGUCACCUUUCCAUGCUUUCAAAUUGAGUGCAAAAAUUCUAUCAAAAUAUGAUCUGAUUUUAAUAGCUGCUCAAAAACAAAAUAAAGAUGAAGACUUCUUCAUCGUAGGGGAUGUUUUUAAAACAGAAGAACUCGAGUAUAAACUAGGGACGAAUAUGUUCACAUUAUUUGCAAGGGGAGGAGCAGAGUUAUCAUUACCGAGCGAUCGGCCUUUAGCGGUCAAUCUCAAUAUCCCAGGAGCUUGGAGUAGUAUUCUUGCCUAUCACCUAAAGGUCAGAUAUCCCAAGGAUGGGCCUGCUAGCGAAGCCACUCCAUUCAGAUCAUUCAUCAGGCAAUGGAUUGAGGAUCCCUACGAAAGCAAGUGGCAUCUAAAUGUUGAGGAUAACUCCGAUUUGUCAAUUGUCAUGCACGGAGUGGCACCAUUUGUUCCGUUUAAACUGAAGCAUCAAUCCCUUAACAUUGAGUUAUGGAGUUCAAAGAUAGAGGGUGAUUCGCCAAUGGAAAUCACGAUUCGAAUAGAUUUUGUGAAAAGUUUAAGGCUACUAGUCUUGAGGUAUAGGCUUGCGAUAGUUGCAGGUUGUGUUCUGAUAGUUUUGCUUGUGAUGUUGAUACAAGUAAAGAUAUACGCCAACACCAGCCGUUAUCCCAAUUUUAUGCACGCGUUAGGAUUGUUGAAUUCUGGUAAGUCUUUAUUGAUAAUCCUGGCAGUAUUGGUGCUACUUAAUCCCUUAAUGAAUUUCGGGUCCAUUCAGCUGUUCAUGAAUUUGAUUGACCCAGUUGUGUUGAGAGAUUCUAACGAGAUAAACUUGAGUUUACAUAAAGAUUUUAAGAUCAACUCCUUCUACUUGGGAUUAGAGGAGAUAUGGUUAUGGCCAAUUGGUAUAGUGCUUUAUCUAAUGGCCCUCUUUUUGGUCUUUACAAGUUAUCAGGUAUUAAUUCUUAUAAAUAACAGACAGGUUGGAAGCAUUUCUAAGUUAGCACAGGUAUGGUCCCGCCGUCGUAUUAUUAUGAUAGCCCUCCUUCUUUUGGCAAUUCCAGUUUAUGCUCCAUAUCAAUUUGUUUACAUUGCUUGCUUCAUAAUCCAGAUCAUAACAGCAGUCAAGUUAUUGCUAAAAAGUAAUGGUAGCAGUGAUGCAAAUGUUUUCAAUUAUCAAAUGACAAUAUUAAUGUUGAUGUUGUGGAUUUUACCAGUGAAUGUGCCAAUCUUGAUUGUAUUUGCCCACAAUAUAGCAGUCAACUGGAGAACACCUUUUAGUUCUCACCACAACUUCUUAUCGAUAAUUCCAAUCUUCUUCUUGAUCGAAAGAAAUUCCGUGAUGAAGAAGUUGCCGAAGUUUUCAAAUGGGGUCGUCACCAUCAGGUGGUUUAUGGUUUACUUCAUAUUUUAUUGCAUAGUGUAUGGAAUCCGUCAUACAUUUUGGAUUCAUCAUUUGUUCAAUGUCAUGAGCUGUCUUCUAUUGAGAAUCUACUACGAGAAUGAAGUGGAUGAAGAA